Molecule: messenger RNA, 4280 nt
Organism: Leptidea sinapis
Lineage: Eukaryota; Metazoa; Arthropoda; Insecta; Lepidoptera; Pieridae
Product: RNA-binding protein 33-like
Exons: 5
Coding region: 208-2484 (758 amino acids)
Source: RefSeq, a predicted model, not a curated record
UCCCACCUCUAGUCACGCGUAGAAACAGGAGUGGUUCACAAUCCGCGAUUGGCCGGGCGCCCGCCAGCGCUUACGAACGAACGACUCACUACCACACAACCGUGUUACGAACCCCGCGAAUAUAGCAACCCCUUUAUUAGUGAUUGGAUCUUUUGUUUACAUUAUCAGGUGAAGGAUAUCAGCAACGCAGAGAUACACAGCAGCAUAAUGGCACAGAACGGAUACGGGCCCACGCCUGCUGGUCACAUCGGCAGAAUCCCAAACUAUGGUAAAACACAAAUAAAUCCAAUGGGAAACGUAGAACCACCCGCGUGUAUACAGAAUGCUAUGAUGACAAAAGACAAAAAGCCUUUCACAUACACUCCGGGUGGGUUAGAUCUAUCUCAAAUUAGAACACCUAGCAUGGCCAGAAGAUUGGCUCGUCAGCGGUCAAAUGAAGAAAGUGAUGCAGCACAUAUAAGUCCCCCGAUUAAAAAUGGAAAUACCAAUCAUGGAUGUUCAGCCCCACCUCCUCCACCACCACCACCCCCUCUUGUUAUAGAAGCACCAAAUAAUAAAGCACCGAAACCCAUUGUAUCCGGUGAAAGACCAGAAAUUGUUAUUCCUGACAAUCCCAUUGGAAUGUUAAGAAAAACAAAUAGUCCUUAUCAUUGGGAAACUGAGCAAGCAGAAGCACAAAGGAUGGGACCAGUUCCUAAGUUUGUUGAAAAAGUACCAAGUCCUUUAACUGUAAAGUUGCCACAGCAAAACUACGCGCCUCCGCCAAAUAAUUAUUCGAGACAAAAUAACUUAACAAACCAGUAUUCAUCACCUGACAGCCCACUUCAUCGUCCGGAAGCUCAGUAUGGUAACCAACAAUCAAUGUCACCAGGUCUUAAUGGCUCUCCACAAAUAAGGGAAAUUUUACAACGUCAAGAUUCCCAAUAUAAUAAAAGUCCACAACCGUUUCCCAAUCAGUCUCCACUUAAUAAUAGUGCCCCGUAUUCUCCAACUGCCAAUAACCAUUGGAGACAACCGGAAAAAAGAGAUUCUCCUGCAAAAUCGAGUCCGCAAUCACCAUUGAUAAAUAGCAAUAUAGUUUCUCCAAAUGUGCAAUCAAAUAGCCCAUUCUAUAGCCAAGGAUCUCCUAACAAUAACACUUUUCAUACUCUGCCCCGAGUUGGGCAAAGAAAUCAGGACCAAAUGAGCAAUGCUAACAUACACAACAGCUAUGCAAAGCCCAACAUGAAUAUUGAUUCAGAAAAUAUACCAAUCCAAAAUACUAAUGUUAGUCCGGUUAUAUCAAAUACAGCUCCUUGGCGUACAAGUACAUUAAAUCGCUAUCCACGUGAAACUCAACAAAGCUCUCCCAAUCAAAAAGCCGACCAAUCGCAAAUUUACAAACCCACGUGGAAAGCUAACGAUAUCAAUAAUAAUCCGUCACAAAAUAAUAAUACUCCAUGCACUCGUGAUAGUAAACAUACAAAUCAACAGCAAUAUAACCCACCGUGGGUUAAUAGAGAGGAAAGUAGUAAGAGUCAAGAUAAUACAGCACCCUGGAGAACACAAGAACGAGAAAGAUCAGUACCAACUUCACCACCGGAGAGAUAUCAAUCAACAAUUUCAAUUCCAAUAUCUCCGAAAAAACAAUCGGCUCAACCAGAUUACAAUAACAGCCCAAAUCAAAGAGAAGUAGUCUACGUGAAUCAAGAGCCAGUCUACUAUUGUCCUGAGAGUCCGAACGCUAUACCUCCAUGGGUGAAAACACAGAAAGAAAAAACAAAAACGCCACCACCAGUAUGGUGUCAAAGGCCUUUAGAUGGCAAUAAGGUAUCCCCGAGAGAGUUAGAAACUCCACCAAGAGAUGUGAACCAGGAACCUGAGUGGGUUAGGAAAAGCAAUGAAUUGCAAAAAGGAGCGCGAGAUGUUAUCAGCCCUCCUAAGUAUCAGCAAUCUGCGCAACCGAAUUGGUCUACACGACCUUCAGAAAAUAGGAAAAGUAUUCCUAGAGAUUCGCAACCACAACAAACGCAACAACAACCAAGCCGAAUAAUUCCAAUACAAAUGGAAGUAUCAAGUCAGGAAACUAGAAAUCAAAAGCAACCAGGAAAUCAAAAUCAACCUAACCUGAGAAUUGUUAUUGACAUGAAACAAAAUCAAGGCGCACAGAACGAAACCAAUUCAACAGCGCCAUUCUCGCAACCAACUCAAAGAAUCAUGAGGGUACUUUCACCACAAUUAGUUAAAUUAGACGAAGGAGCGGAUAGAGAUUUACCGACAUUGAACAGACGUUUCCAAGAUCAGGACAGUCAACCGAAAACAAGAAUAAUUCCCAUUCAGAUUGAAGGCAAUGGUGGCUCAAACAAAAGAGAGUACUACCACAGGAUAGUUCUCGACCCGCCUCGCCAGUCGAACGCGUUUAAAGUGUUACAAGUUAUAACUGGCACCCAUGGCUCUGAUGAUGUACAGUUUUUGGAAGACAGGAAUGGAUUCAGCGAUUUAUGAAGACCGAAAUUCCCAUAGAGAAGGCAAAUAUCCUCCAGAACCAUUAAAGUUUACCUAUAAAUAGUUUAGAAGUAUGUUCUGACACGGUUACUAAUAAUUUGAGUUAUAACUAUAUUUAUAUAAGAUUUUAAUACGUAGGUAAUAAAAACGCAAAGGAAAGAACAGAGCUUAUUAAAUUUAUUUUAGAAGUAUACUUCUUUUGGCGCGUUAGGAAAAAAAAUUACACCCAAACAAAAAUCGAAAAUAAAAAUUGUAAAAGAUGUGAAGUUAAAGAAAAUUAAUUUGUAUCUAAUUGUAUAAAAAUAAUGUAAUGAUAUUUAAAUCAACGAAAUGUUACUAAAUUAUGCAUUAUAACAAUAUUUUGAUUGAUUGUAUUUUAUAUUUAUUUAUUACAAUAUUGUUCUUUCUUCUAACGUAAAAGCUCGAGGGAUAAAAGUAUUUAAGGACUAGCUGACCUGGCAAACGUUGUUUUGCCAUAUAAAUUAUAUAUGUAAACCUUCCUUGAGCUUCAACGAAUCUAUUAGAAAAGAUUUCAUUGAGAUCGGUCGAAUAGUUUAGGAGUUAUUAGGGAACAUACAAACAUACAUUCUCUUUUAUAUAUAUAGAUUUUUGUUUUGUUACGCCAAAGAAGUAUAGCUUCUUGCGUUCGUGAUGUUUUUCGAACACACACAUUUUUUUUAAGGUAAAUUUAAUUUUAUUAAAUUGUUAUUGUUAGUGAUAAGGACGUAGGAUGUAAUAAGAUGGCGAAUCAAAUGCUUUUUGUGAUUAUACUAAUGCUAAUGUUAAAUAAUUCACAGCUACUAUACCAAAGAAUAUUAUUUGAACAUUACUAUGUUUGUAGUCUUAUGUUAAUGUACUCUAUGUGUCUUUGUAUUUGCUUAAUAUAACAUUUUAUGUAGAUAAAUAAAUUUGUAUAUUUAUUAAGAUUAAUUUAGAAUUUGAUUAAACUCCCUUUAGUAAAGUCAGUAAUUAGAUAGAUAUUUAAUAAUUAUAAAAUUAAUUCUCUUUUGUAAACUGUAAGAUUUAUAAGAUAUUAGAUUUUUCGUAUGGCGCUAACCCUGACUGAAUUAAAUCGAAUGAAUUUCCAACUAAUUGACUAAUUCAAUGAAUAAAAUAAAACUAAAUAUCCACUAUUCCAGUCCUGAUUUGUGUUUGUUAUUAACAAAAUUGAAAUAUUUUUAUCUGAACAUCGAUUUGACGGUAUUUUAAUAAUUAUUAACCAAAUGAAAAUUUAAGUUUUUAAAGAUUUUAUUUUCAUUCUGAUCUUAUUUUAUAUUUUCGUCAAAUUGUAAAUGGAACAUACUGUUAUUAUUAUUUUCAAGACAUUUUGUUCUUAGAAUUCUAUAUUUAUUGGUUGACUGUUAUCGAUUAUGUUCCGAAUACCAUCUGUGUCAUGUCAUCAUGUAUUGGCAAUAUCUCUUAAUUAAUAAAUAUCUCGAAUAUCUAUAUCACUUCACACUAGAGAGAAGUUAAAACGGUUAAACGGCUAGCCUCAUGUUGGAAGUUCGUUACGCUGUGAGCGCGAUUCUAAAAAUGAACUCUCACCGUGCCAUAAGAUGUUUUUUUUUUCAACAAAAUACUCGAGAAAUAGAUAUGGAAAUAACUUAUUUAAUAAAAUACUGAUUUGUUGCUUAAUAAUAUUAAAAUUACGUCAUUUAGAUGCAGAUACAGACAAGGGGUGUGGCAUUCUAGUCAGUGUGAUAUUUUAUAAUUUAUUAUUAGUGUAAAUUAUCUUAAAUAUGUUUAUUAUAUUUAUCGUAAACUAAGUUGAAUUUUAAUAAAAUUAUUUAGAUAGA